GUGCACUUACGGAAACCACGUGUUGAUAAAUAAAAAGCCAUGGAGCUGGAAAGUGGAAAAGUGACUUUUCAGUUGCCAGAGAACGUCGAAGAUGAGAAAGAAUCCUGCUAUGUGGUCAAUUUCUCCAAUGGCCAAUUGCGUCCAUCGGCUCAAAGUAAGCCAAAGUUCACACUUUACCAGAAGGCUAAAGAUCACAGCCGCAAGAAGCGUCUUGUUGUUGCUGAAACAGAUCACAUGACAUACAUUGGUACUAACUACGACCCUGACACAUCAAUAGGAGGACCGAGUGGAACAAAAUAUUGCAUUGGAGAGUUUGACAGAGAGAAAAGAACAAUCACUCUUCACAAGACCGAGUUGAUUACCCUAAAACCUUUCAUUCCCGGUAAAACAGAUGCAAGUGAAGAGGUGAGUAAUGAAGCCACUCCUCCACGGUCCAAGGUGUCUCUGGAUCAUGUAGUGAGCACGUUUGGAAGUGAGAAGCAGAAGAAGAGAUACUCAGCAGCAAAACGGAACAGACUGGAGACUGACGCCUUAGAAACGGCCCUAGCUACGGCCGUAGCUCAUGUGCAGAAUGAAGCAGACAAGGAAGAGGCUGCUCCCCUACAAAGCUCUGGUAUCAUGCCACUUCACAAUCCUCUGGCAGAGAGACCACAAGAUGUGUACAAUCUGGAGGACAUCCUCUCUCUGACUACACUACAUUCUCUCAAGAAAGCAGCGCAUUUUCUCAAGGGAGCCACCCAAUCUGAGAUUGAUUUCUGGAGAGAAGAGAAAAGAUAUCCAGAGUAUGUUCUCGAGCACAUCAGCUCUCUCCCGACUACGGAGCCACAGAGCAGUUUGAAGGCAGCCAUUCUCCUUGGUCUUGCUUGCCUCAUGAAGCUACACAACACCACUGUCAGGGCAUUCCAGAAAACAGGACUGGAAUUGAAAGGAGUUGAACUACCUGACAAUGUAAGAGAAGAGCUUCUGGAGAAGUUCACAGAGAGACAACAAACUCGUGGGAGAAAGUUUAUCCAGUCCCUGUCUGCCAGAAUGAAGGACAAGAUUCGUUUGCACCUGUUUGUACUGGCUCUCAUACUCGAUGACUUCACAGUCCAGUGCUUGUCUCUGCAGCAGGACCUCACGUUGUCCUGUGCACGGAUAAUGGACCAUUUUAAAGCUCUCGGGUGUGCAGUCAGUAAAAGAGCUACCAAACGGAAGUCCCCCUCAGAAGAAGAGCAGUCGGAACUACAGGCUGUCAACACAUGUACAGCUGUGCUUAAAAUACCUCUGAACUUUCCAAAGCCGAGAAGCCAAAAAAAAGCAAAAAAAGUAACUUUUUGAGCGUUGUUUUGUAAUUUCUGUGACUCGUUUGACUUUUUUGUGGUGUGAAUUUUGAUUCUAAAAUGCUGUGAAGAAUUUCUUAAUUCCUUUC
This is a messenger RNA of Halichondria panicea, 1411 nucleotides long. Its product is annotated as DNA-directed RNA polymerase I subunit RPA49-like. Lineage: Eukaryota; Metazoa; Porifera; Demospongiae; Suberitida; Halichondriidae. The coding region runs from base 40 to 1320 and encodes 426 amino acids. Gene Ontology annotation, cellular component: RNA polymerase I complex. The transcript is spliced from 9 exons. Gene Ontology annotation, biological process: transcription elongation by RNA polymerase I; RNA polymerase I preinitiation complex assembly; DNA-templated transcription. Gene Ontology annotation, molecular function: DNA binding. The record is from RefSeq and is a predicted model, not a curated record.